CUGUUUAAGGACAAUAUUUCCUUUUAUAACAAUCGGAUUUAUACAUAUAUAAUAAUAAUCAUUUUAUAUUUUACUUCAUUUAAUUGGAUAAACAUCGGAAUGGGAAUUUACUGUUUUAUGUGCCUACUAUGGUUUAUUAGAGGCACUCAGUGUAGAUCAUUUUGUGGACGCAGAACACAUCCUAUUGUAAAUAUCUGCACAGACGACUUAGUGGGGCAAUCAAACUACAUCCUUAUUGAUACAGCAAGUGUUCCAGAUUUUCAACAAACGUCAUGUGAAUGUGUUAUUUUAACAAAUAAACAUGAACUUGGAAUGACUUUGAUGUUAGAAAAUUUUACUCAAGUGUUCAACAUGGAAUUUGAAAUAAAAGAAACUGUCAUAAACAAAAUUAAAUACAAUUAUGAUACAACGAUUAAAAGUGGUACAAAAAUUUCAUUUUCCACUCAUGAAAAUCACGAGCGAGAUGGGGCGUGUCUCGGUGUUUUUUCAAAUGAUCAAACUAAGUUCAAUAUUUCUUGUGUUAGAUCAAUUAUCAACUCAAACCCAGACAAAGAAAGUGAAGGAAAUGAAAACACAAGUACGGUUCCUGCAGCAUUAGCAACUUUGACACUCGUAUGUUGUUUAGCAAUUGCUGUCAUCUUCGCUAUUUGUUAUAGAAGAAGACAAGCCGAAAGAGUAAUCAAGCAAGAAACAAAACCAUCUGUAAACACAAGAACAGAAGGUGACAAUUACAUGACAGACAGUCAAAGGUGCAAUAAUGGUCAAAAUUUUAUGGUUGGUACUGUUAUGGAAAACGAACACAGUGCGGCAAUAGUUUCAGGCCAUUAUGAAAGUAUUAAGGAAACAGCCGACGAACACCACCGCUCAGAACACUUACCUAAACAUCCUGUAUCCUACGAUUAUUUAGGGCACCCUCCGACUGGCGUGAAAAUGGGAGCUGCAAGCAACAAAACCACAAAUAACGAUAUUGAAGGCGAGCGUGACUUGUCAAGUUUAAAUGCGGAAGACCAGACGGUAUAUGACUGUACAAACGUAACAUCACCUCAAAAGGCAACCGGACACAAUGAUUAUGAUCAUUUGAGUCCUAUUUGUUCAAAUAAACUGUGUGAUUUUGGUCUAUAUGAUAAGGUUGAACAAAAAACUGAAUGACUUGAAAACAAAGAGUGUGACGUGACUAAUCAUGGUGUAUAAAUGUUCCAGAUUUCCAAUUUUGACAUGUAUAAAAAAUGCAAAAACUAAUUAAUGAAUCUGAAGACUGUGUUUUUAGCAUAUACGAGUACAAACUUACUUAAAGAAUGAAACCGCUCUAAAUAUAAUGUAUCAUAGUUUGGGGACCUUUCUGUUGAAAAUGUGUCAAAGUUAAAUAGUAUACAUAUACAUGCACAGUGCGUUAACUGGAGUGCAGGUAUUAGUUACCCGCACUCCAGAGUAUGCCCAUCGAUUGGCUCAUUUUUGCUGGGGUUUACAUAUUGUGACGGUUGAGAAAGGGAAAGCGACAGACAUAUCAUGUUCAGAUGUUUGUUCAUUGGUUCCUUUUUGCUGGGGUUUUAUUUUGUGAUAACAGGGAACGUGUUUUUAUGUUUGACUAUGAUACAAAAGAGAAAGAACAUCAAAACACUCGGCAAUCUGAUUAAUACUCGGGGGCUACGCCCCUCGUACAAAUCAGAUAGCCUCGUGAUUCGAUGCUCUUUCUAUUACUUAUGUUUGAACAAAUGAAAAAAAUAUAUCAUUCAUUUAUUAUUUUAGCUAUAUUACGAGAACUUCAUUAAGCUACGGUGGCAC
This is a messenger RNA of Ruditapes philippinarum (Manila clam), 1782 nucleotides long. RefSeq lists its product as uncharacterized. Bases 100 to 1149 code for a protein of 349 amino acids. The transcript has 6 exons. The record is from RefSeq and is a predicted model, not a curated record. NCBI's taxonomy places the organism in Eukaryota, Metazoa, Mollusca, Bivalvia, Venerida, Veneridae.